AUGAAGUCCCAGAACCUGCUGGCUUUUGUCAGUACAAUCGCCUCAGUAGCGGGAAUCGCCGCUCCGAGUCCUGAUACCAGCAGUACACCAGAGACGAGCAACCACGGCACCAUCAUCAGCCAUAAUGCGCCUGAUGCCCUGUGGACUGACUACGGGCUUAAUAUAUCGGCGGAAUACAAGUACUUCCAGGAGCCAGGGAACGAUGAAAUCCAUGCUCACUAUGACUCGCGAUUUUUCAAAGAACCCGUACCGAAAGAGCAGCGUUCGCAAACGCUGACCCAUAUAAUCCACUCAUAUUUCGAGUACUUCAAAGACAACGAGCUGGAAACCUGGAUUGCGCACGGGACGCUGCUCGGCUGGUGGUGGAACGGCAAGAUAAUGCCCUGGGACUGGGAUAUCGAUACCCAGGUUUCGGAAGCAACCCUUUUUCGCCUUGCCGACGAAUUCAAUAACACCGUUGUCAAAUAUAACUCGUCCAACUCUGACGUCCAACACUCCUACCUCCUCGACGUGAAUCCAUGGGCACGGCAACGUGCUCACCACAAGGGGCUAAACAUCAUCGAUGCGCGGUGGAUUGACAUGCAGACUGGGCUUUACAUUGAUAUCACGGGACUCAGCCGGCUAGACGAAGAAAAGCCGAACGAAUGGGGUUGUAAAAACAACCACAACUACACAAUUUCCGAUAUAUACCCACUUCGUGUCACCACGUUUGAAGGCGUGGAGGCUAAAGUGCCCUUCCGCUACGAGUCCGUCUUGAUAGACGAAUACAACGACAAGGCGUUGACCGAGACGCAUUAUAACCAGUAA
Aspergillus calidoustus is the source of this 807-nucleotide messenger RNA. NCBI's taxonomy places the organism in Eukaryota, Fungi, Ascomycota, Eurotiomycetes, Eurotiales, Aspergillaceae. The record is from the annotation of a GenBank genome assembly.